CUUCAGCCUCCAGGCCCCUGGCAGAAAGUGGCUCUCAUGCCGCACAGAAGGCAAGUGGUGAGGGUGGUGCUGGGGACACUGGCACAGUGGUGGACCUUCCAGAAGGAGUGGGCAUGGACCCCCAUCUGCCACAGGUCCAUUCUGCCCAUUUGGGCUUCGCCAGACCCGACCUCAGGCCCAGCGCGGCCAAGGUGGCGACCUCGUCUGCAGGCGGCCCUCUUCCCCGGCACGGCCCACCGCUGGGGGACGGCAGCCAAGGCCACGGGCCUGGGGACACGCCAGCAAGCCAGCCUCAUGUGGAGGUAGCGGCCCCCUUAGCAGGAGACCCCCUCUCGCCGUCCUGUGGGACAGCGGAUGCUGCAGCCCUCGUGCCACAGAGCCCAGAGGAGGGCGCUGUGGCGGGCGUGCCAGGCUCACAGCGGGUCUGGUUCCAAGCGCCCGGCCUGCGCCUGCCCGGCAUCCAGCGCCCUGCCGAGGCGCGAGGUGGGGCAGGGCUGCCGGGGCCUCCGGUGAAGGCACCUGCUGCUAGUGCUCCCGCGGAGGGCCCGGGGGGCUCCCUGUCCGAGGGGACGGCACCCGCGUCCCUGCAGCCCCCAGAGACGGGCGCAGAAAGCACGUGUGGCACAGACGUUCUAAAGAGAAACCUUGACAUCAGAGGCUUGGAGCUGUACUGCCCUCCUUGCCGGGCACCUGCAGCUCACCUUUCCACUCCCGAGGUCAGGGUCCGUCCAGGCGAAGGCUGUCUGCCUCUUCACGUGCCCAGUGGGAGGCUUUCAGAAACCCAGGCUCCUGCAGGAGAAGCAGGCCAGGCUCCUGCUGGGCCACCAGGACUGGACCUUGCCGGUGGGGCAGGGGGAGCCGAGGACCGGUCCUCCCAGCCUGAAGGCCCUGUUAGGCUGAGGGCGUCCAGCACCGGCCUGCCGUUGCAGGUUUCUGUCAUCAACAUGGGUCAGCCCUGGGAAGGCUCCGUGCUAACUGUCAAACUGCCCAGGCUGGACAUGCCGCGGUUCACCUUCCCUGACCCCAGCGCCGAGGCUGACGUGUUCAUCCCCACCGUGAGCGAGGUGCGGUGCCCGGGGAGCAGCCUUGGCGACGCCCUGCGCACGCAAAGCCCGGGAGACUGGGGCGCCAGCAUCCUGAAGGCGGGCGCCGGGGCCCCAGGCGAGCAGCCUGUGGCCCUUGACCUCUCCCCAGAAGAUUCCCCCAUUUCCAAGGCCAGGGCGCACAUUCAGGGUGCUCAGGUAGAGCGCCCAGAGGUCGCUGUCCGCAAGGUGACGGCGGAGUUAGAGGACCUCUCAGGACCCGAGGCUUUUUCCACUCAGAUUGUGCGGGAGUCAGAGAUUCCUGCGUCCAAGAUCCAAACAGCUUCUUACGGAUUUUCGUUGCUCAAAGUAAAGAUCCCAGAGCCCCCCAGGCAGGUCAGGGUCCAAGACCCCCGGCCAAGGGAGGGCUCGGGAGAGGCUUCCAAACGAGACGCCCUGGAAGCAGACCCAUUUUCUAGAGACCUGCAGCCCGACACUGGAGAGCCGUUUGAAGUGAUCAUGUCCAGCACUGGCGUCCCUGAGCGGCCAGCAUUCACCCCUGAAGUGCGCCCUGGCCACCAGGGCGCGGACAGCUGCUCUGAGGAGGAGGCUGCGGAAAUUCUCGAGUUUCCCCCGGAGGAGGAAGACAGUGGGGAGGCAGCCGCAUGCCCGGCAGCGGAGGACGGGGCUCUACAAGGGAAACCAGAGGGUAAAAGGUCUUCUGGUCUGUUCCGGUCCUGGCUUCCAAACAUUGGGUUUUCUUCCUCCGGCGAAGAGACACACGCAGAUCCCCGAGAGGAAGUCCGCAGGUCGGCUCCCGUCCAGACACAGCCUGGGGCGCCGCCUGAGGCACAGCUACCUAAGAAACAGGAAAAGGCGGGCUGGUUCCGACUUCCCAAGUUAGGGUUCUCGUCCUCUCCUACCAAGACGAGCAAAAGCCCUGAAGACGAGGCAGCCCUGGCGGAACUAAAACCCCAAGAAGAAGCCGUCACCUUUUUCGACGCCCGAGAAAGCUUCUCCCCCGAGGACAAGGAGGAGGGGGACCAGGCAGAGGCGGCAGGUGCCAGGCCAGGCACCAGAGCGAUGGUGACACCCGCGGCAAGAACGGAGCUGGUCCUGCUGGAGCAGGACAGAGGGGCCCGGGACGUGCCCGCCCCCGGCCCUGCCACCAAGUGAGGGCAGACAGACGUACAGAUGACACCAGGAAGCGGGGGCUGGGCCCGAGCUUCCACCCUGACGAUGCAUGUGUCCACCUCAAUUCUGGAACCGAGAACAGAGCAGAAGCGCCUGAGGCCAGCCAGGCUGCCAUCACACAGCCCUCCUACGGUGGGACCCACACGUGCCCGGCUCCCCACGAGUCACCGGGACACGCUGCUGCUUUGAGAAGGGCUGUGAUGGCCGUGGGUGUAGACGUGGUUUGGGUCUAGCUCCUGUCCCGCUGUCGCUGCUUCCUGGUGAGUGUAGUUUCCCUAGUUCAGGCAGAGUCUGGCGUCGUCCAGGAAACCCCGUCACCUGCUCGCUUAUCAUGAACUCGCACCCUGGUUGGAUGUCUUGCCAAGACACACUUUGGGACGCUCUGCGUGACGAUGCACACACUGUGGGCAGACUGGUGGGGGCCAGUGGCCACCUGGCGGCCGUGCUCAGCGCAGCUGUGGGCAGGUGCACCAGCAGAGGUGGACCAGACGUGCCUGAGUUCCCGCCAGCCGUCUGUGCCCGUCUGCUUGCCUGCAGCGCCCCCUGCAGCGUGCGCAGCCCCACGCCUGGCCCCAGCCCUUAGUACACUCUGCAGCCAGGCUGCGGGUGACAUCUGCUCGGCUGUUCCCAGGAAGGGCAAUAAAGGACGUUCUGCAUCCCGG
This is a messenger RNA of Vicugna pacos (alpaca), 2878 nucleotides long. Lineage: Eukaryota; Metazoa; Chordata; Mammalia; Artiodactyla; Camelidae. The record is from RefSeq and is a predicted model, not a curated record.